GAGUCUUCAUCCAUCAACCAAAAAUGGCCGCCAACACUGUCAUCUCUAAGAGGAGAAAGUUCAUCGCCGACGGUGUCUUCCAGGCCGAGCUCAACGACUUCUUCACCCGAGAACUCGCGGAGGAGGGUUACGCCGGUUGUGAGGUCCGAGUGACCCACGCCCGUACCGAGAUCAUCAUCAGGGCUACCCACACCCAGGAGGUCCUCGGUGACAAGGGUCGCCGAAUCAGGGAGCUCAAGGCUCUCAUCGAGAAGAGGUUUAAGUUCCCCGAGAACUCCCUCGAGCUCUACGCCGAGAAGGUCCAGUACCGAGGUCUCUCUGCCACCGCCCAGGCCGAGUCUUUGAGGUACAAGCUCCUCGGUGGUCUUGCCAUGCGACGAGCCUGUUACGGUGUCCUCCGAUUCGUCAUGGAGUCUGGUGCUAAGGGUUGUGAGGUUGUCGUUUCCGGCAAGCUCCGUGCCGCCCGUGCCAAGUCUAUGAAGUUCACUGAGGGCUUCAUGGUUCACUCUGGUCAGCCCGCCCGUGACUUCAUCGACUACGCCGUCCGACACGUUCUCCUCCGACAGGGUGUGCUUGGUAUCAAGGUUAAGAUCAUGAAGCCUUCCGACCCCCAGGGCCGACAAGGACCCGCCAAGAACCUCCCCGACGACGUCCAGAUCACCGAGCCCAAGUCCGAGGGCGCCAUCGAGAUCCGAUCCGACCACAAGAACCCCCCCGUCCAGGCUAUCCCCGCCCCCGCCGCUGCUGCCCCCGAGGCUCAGGAGGCUGCUGCCGCUUACUAGGAUGGUUUCUUCUCUUGACUAGGUUGAGGAUGCAUGGAGAUUAAUGACAACCCCCACUUCUUGCGAGAAGGCCGUGCGGAUGUGCAGUUCAUGACAGGUGUUCAGGAAGGAUGAGGGACGUGACUCGUGAUUGUGUAUACUGACAAUGACAUUCAGUCUGUACGUGAUUUUCCUUCUCUUUUUCUUCACCACUCCCCAUCCUCUACCGAAAGGCUCUAUCUGCUCGUAUCAGCAUCUCCACCGCUGUUUGCGUUUCCUGAACGGGCCUAGAUUAAACACCACAUCUUUUCUUUUCUCAUCAAUAUUAUCUUCUCUGUUCUUGCUCAAACGGACAGAGGAGAGAGGAAAGGCUAGAUGACAUUCUUAUCAUCGAUAAUUAUGUUUGUGGGAUCCGACGGCAGGAGAAAGCUACCACGAAGAGGUGCAAAAGAGGUGCGAGGCUGCUAUGUAAUCAAGCUCGCUGUAAAUGCAUCAUCUUUCCAAUCAUAA
Messenger RNA from Cryptococcus amylolentus CBS 6039, 1271 nucleotides. RefSeq names its product 40S ribosomal protein S3. The record is from RefSeq and is a predicted model, not a curated record. Gene Ontology annotation, molecular function: structural constituent of ribosome; RNA binding. Lineage: Eukaryota; Fungi; Basidiomycota; Tremellomycetes; Tremellales; Cryptococcaceae. Gene Ontology annotation, biological process: translation. The coding region runs from base 24 to 782 and encodes 252 amino acids. The transcript is spliced from 4 exons. Gene Ontology annotation, cellular component: cytosolic small ribosomal subunit; nucleus.